AGAAAAAAAUCUAUCACCACAUCUCCUCAUCCCUCACUGUUUCAGUUCAGUGCUGUUCCCCUGUUCAUCUCCACUCGUUCCUCGCCGGAAAAUCAAUCGUUUCCCGGCGACGGAACUCAAACUCGCCGGGGAAAAUCCACAUAUUCUACUCUUAAUCCGUUUCCUCACUAAAAAUGUCAACAAUUCCAUCCAUUUCCAGCUCUCUACCUCUCAAACCGCACCUUAAGAGCCCCAAACCUCUGUUAAACCUCCCUAAUACACGGAAGAAAAGUUCAUUCCCGUUUCGGAUUCCAGAAAUUUCUAGGCGUAGUAGUGGCGGAUUGCUAAAGGCCGUUGCAUGCUCAACUUCCUUCACCGGGAAAGUCGGGUGGCACAGAAGAGACGGGAACUUGUCUUGGCUUUCUUUCGGUAAGAACCAUAGGAUCGUAGCAGCUGGAGAAGGAAAGGCUGAUAGCUCGAAGGUGUUGUCCGCGUUGCUUCCCUUUGUUGUUGUUCUCACUGCUGUUUCCGCCCUUUCUUAUCCUUCUACUUUCACUUGGGUGUCAAAAGAUUUGUAUGCUCCUGCACUUGGAGGGAUCAUGUUGUCUAUUGGAAUCAAACUCUCCAUUGAUGAUUUUGCUCUAGCCGUUCAGAGACCUUUGCCGUUAUCCAUUGCCUUUAUUGCACAAUACAUUCUGAAACCAGUACUUGGGGUGCUAAUAGCACAGGCGUUUGGCAUGCCUAGAAUGUUCUAUGCUGGUUUUGUCCUGAUGUCUUGUGUUUCUGGAGCUCAGCUGUCGAGUUAUGCUAGCUUCUUAAGCAAAAGUGAUGUGGCCUUCAGUAUACUGUUGACCAGCUCGACUACCAUUGCAUCUGUUCUUGUUACUCCUCCAUUAUCUGGCCUUCUCAUUGGCUCGGUUGUUCCCGUUGAUGCUGUUGCCAUGUCAAAAUCAAUAUUGCAGGUUGUUCUUGUUCCGGUAACUCUUGGCUUAGUAUUGAACACUUACGCAAAACCAGUUGUGUCCAUUCUUCAACCUAUCAUGCCAUUUGUUGCAAUGGUGUGCACUUCAAUGUGUAUUGGCAGUCCUCUCGCGAUAAACCGGGCUCAAAUUCUUUCUGCCGAAGGUGCAAAAUUGAUUGGUCCUGUAUUGGCAUUUCAUGCUGUCGCUUUCUCCUUGGGUUAUUGGAUCUCCAAAAUUCCAGUAUUUAGGUUCAAUGAAGAAAUCUGCAGGACAAUCUCACUAUGCACCGGUAUGCAAAGUUCAACGCUGGCAGGGCUGCUUGCAACUCAAUUCCUCGGGAGCACUCAAGCAGUUCCACCUGCAUGCUCCGUGGUCGCCAUGGCAAUCAUGGGUCUCUGUCUCGCAUCUUUCUGGGGCAGUGGAUACCGGAUCAGAGAUUUACCCUCUCGUCUCAUCCCACGAGCUGGUUCUGCUGUCAGACCUUGAUGACUGGUAGUAGCGUGUGUGUGUCCUCCCGAGCUAAACUGGUAGAAGGGCAUCCAAGACAAGAUCUUACGACGAAGAUAACCAUGAUAGGAGGUAAGAUCUCGAGUAAAUACAUUCAGUAGCGGACAUAUACUAGGUUUUGUUAGGGUAAUGAAGGAGGAGACACAAUAUAUUGACUGAAAAGUGUACAGUUUUCUCCUAUUGUACUUAGGCUGUUAGCCAGUUCAGUUGUAGAAAUAGAAAUGCAUAUUAAUAUGGUUCUAACUGCAAUAUUAUGAGCUCAGUCCAGGGACAUUGUUCAUUGCA
This is a messenger RNA of Ipomoea triloba (trilobed morning glory), 1733 nucleotides long. Its product is annotated as probable sodium/metabolite cotransporter BASS3, chloroplastic. The transcript has 5 exons. Gene Ontology annotation, cellular component: membrane. The record is from RefSeq and is a predicted model, not a curated record. The coding region runs from base 174 to 1427 and encodes 417 amino acids. Lineage: Eukaryota; Viridiplantae; Streptophyta; Magnoliopsida; Solanales; Convolvulaceae.